Molecule: messenger RNA, 1636 nt
Organism: Brachypodium distachyon (stiff brome)
Lineage: Eukaryota; Viridiplantae; Streptophyta; Magnoliopsida; Poales; Poaceae
Product: CD2 antigen cytoplasmic tail-binding protein 2
Exons: 10
Coding region: 82-1302 (406 amino acids)
Cellular component (GO): U5 snRNP
Source: RefSeq, a predicted model, not a curated record
ACCAGGAGGAACAUAACUCGUCUCUUUCGUUGCUCUGACUGUCUGACGCCACAGACGCCGCUUCUGCUCGCCCGCCGAUUGAUGGAGCCCACGGCGCCGCAGCGCGGCACCAAGCGGCCGCUACUCGCGACUACGGCCGGCGACGACGACGAUGGCCGCUCCGCUCUCGAGGACCGCAGGGUGCGGUUCCCCAAGGGGAAGAAGGCCAAGUACCGCGACCCCGCUGCCGCGGAGGGAGGCGCCGCUUCGGAGGACAUCGACAGCCUGAUGAACCCCGAGCUCGCGGCGGUGAGGCGAGCACGGCGGCGCCACCGUAGGGACGGGGAUGACACGCAGGGCACUUCAGAUGUCAAGGGCUUCGAAAUGCGCUACAAGGAUGAUGCCAACUUUAUUGAUGAUGGUAUUCAGAUAGAACCUUUUAACUUGGAGCAAGAGAGGGAAGAAGGGUACUUUGAUGAAAAUGGGAACUUUGUGGAGUUCGCAAGAGGCAAUGAUAUGAAGGAUGCCUGGUUAGAUAAUGUUGAAGUUGACACAAAGUAUGCUGAAAAAGUUCAAAAGAAAAAGGACAAAGAAGAGGAAUUCCAGGAUCUUUCUUCUGACGAUAUUGGAGUUAUAAAAAGGAGAAUAGCAAACAUGCUUGAACCAGCUGAAACAAUAAUACAAGCUUUGAAACGAUUGAAGAAUACAUCCACUGAUCAACGUGGAAAAAUGACUGAAGGGACCAAGCGCAUAUUUGAUGAGCUGACAGAAGCUGCCAUGAAGCUGAUGGAGAAUGGGGAAUACAAUGUGUAUUCAGAUGACCGGGAAACAUUUGUUCGUGAGGCUGAGGGUUAUGAACGUCUAGCGCGUGCCCGACUUGGUAUACCAGAAGUUGAAGAAGAUAUGUUUGCAGAUACCACAGAGGAUGACCCAACUACCUCGUCUGUGCUGGAGAUGGACCAUGGUCCUUCAGCUGCCAAUACCUCUGCAACAACUGUUCCAUCAAAUGAUGAUGAUAGUAACUUUGACAUGUUUGGGGACAAUGAUAACCCUGAUGUCAAUUGUCAUUCUGAUGCGAAAACCUUAGAUGCAGAGAAAGCUGGUAAUGGGAGUGCGGACUCAGAUUAUGUAUAUGAUCCAUCUUCUGGUUACUACUAUAGCAGCAGCACAGGCUAUUACUAUGAUUCUGCAUCUGGGUUUUAUUGCUCUGCAUCUACAGGAACCUGGUACUCCUACGAUGAACAAUCAGGCACAUACAAUGAAAUGCAGGGUGAACAAACUGGCACACACAAAGAAAUACAGGGAGAUAGCGUCAAGGAGUAGCCAAGUCGUAGCCAAGGUUACCCCGGUGUUUUCCAGUGCAGGGUGUAACUUCAGUUUUUCAUUAGAGGGCUAUUUGGAUCUCAACUUCCAAGAUAGAAUUGCCUAUCCUUGCAGUGUCAUAUGUAGAAGGGAAAGAUCAUGAGAUGUCGGCAUAUUGCUGGUUGCAGAGCUUUGAAUUGUCAUUUUGUACCACUUGCGUCGACUCGUUUGCACUGACCCCAUCUUGAUCUUAAAAUCUGUGACACGUGUUGUGAUAUAUAGCCCUCGUAUUUGCAUUGGGCAAACUUGGAAACUGGAGGUUUAAGUGAAACUUUAUCAGAUGAUGAGACCGAAA